Dicentrarchus labrax (European seabass) is the source of this 7114-nucleotide messenger RNA. It is a transcript of the gene greb1, whose product is annotated as growth regulating estrogen receptor binding 1. The transcript is spliced from 34 exons. The record is from RefSeq and is a predicted model, not a curated record. The coding region runs from base 158 to 6019 and encodes 1953 amino acids. Gene Ontology annotation, biological process: multicellular organism development. NCBI's taxonomy places the organism in Eukaryota, Metazoa, Chordata, Actinopteri, Moronidae.
CUUUCGUCGCUGAGGAUCAGAGGUGAUGACACGCGCGACUCCCAGUCCCACCGUAGGUCUCGCGCCGCAGACAUGGUGACAGCGCAUUGGAUCAACUUGCAGGCUCUUCAUGAAGAAUAGCUGCCGGGCUUCUCCCGCUGGAUUGUAGAGGACACCAAUGGGGAACUCCUAUGCGGGCCAGAUGCGGACCACACGCUUUGAGGAAGUCCUCCAUAACUCCAUUGAAGCGUCACUGAGGUCAAACACCGUUGUGCCUCGACCUGUCUUCUCACAGCUAUACCUCGAGACAGAGCAGCCAUUGGCACAUGAUGGUGGGUUCCAUGGAUGCAAAGGAGAAGGCCGUACAGAGAAUGAUGAUGAGGAUGACGAAGAUGGCUCUGAGUCUAACAGCCCUCCAAUACCCUAUCAGAUGAAGCCCCCACCUGAGGGAUGCUGCACCACAGAUGGCUUUUGUCAAGCGGGAAGGGACCUGCGUCUGUCCUCGCUGGCAUCGGAUCCCUUAGAUGUGCCUCCUGGGUUCAUGUUAGUUGGGGUGAAGUCCCCCUCCCUCCCUGAGAACUUGCUGGUGUGUGCCGUGGACCGCCGCUUCCUGCCAGACGAACGGGGUCACAAUGCACUGCUGGGCUUCUCUGGGAACUGCAUUGGCUGUGGAGAGAAAGGCUUUCGCUAUUUCACAGAAUUCUCCAACCACAUUAACCUGAAGCUCAGCACCCAGCCCAAGAAACAGAAGCACUUGAAGUACCAUCUGUACCGAAACAACCAGGGUGUGGUGGUGAAAGGAGCUCCCAUCUGUUGGAGGGGACAUGAUGGCAGGAUGAGACAGAUGGCAUCCAGCCUCUCAGAAGGACAUGUGACAUCAGAUGAACAGCCACCAAACAUGGCACUGACUCACCCAUCACACACACCUGGCAGCUUCACAGCAGGAUCACAAGUGGACCCAGUUGGUCUGCCACAAAUAGCUGACGUUCCCCAGUCGCUGACAAACGGCAACCAUGCUGUUCCCUCCAUCGCCCAGCCACCUUUGAAUCAGUCAGGGCCUGGGAGACCCUCAGCUACAGGGCCACAUACAAAUGCUGGACCUCCAAAAAAGAGGCACAAAGGCUGGUCGCCUGAGUCAUCUGCCAACAGUCUACCAGAGAGCAGUGUGAAGACACCACCAUCUUCAUCAGCCUUAUCAACAUUAUCAGUUUCCUCUGUCAUCACAAAUGGAUCCAGAUCAGAGACUGCAGCCCCGCUGAGUUCAUCGCAGGGGUCCUUAACCCCGCUCUCCCCCCCAGGGCUGUCUGUAACAAUUCCUGAUCAGCUGCUUCACACCUGCAGACUGCAACCUGUCAUCUUUAAAGGUCAUGGACCACUCCCUCAGCUGACUGGCAAUGUCAGUGAAGUGCUUGUCAGUUCUCUGCUCCAGAGCUGUUACCUGAGCUCCCAGACACUCCCCAGAGUCUACCAGCACUAUGGACCAUCACCCAUUCAGCCAUUGUCAACUGAGAUGCAGAUUCUACUCACAGUCUACUACCUUGUUCAGCUAGGCCCUGACCAGGUGCCCCUAAUAGAAGACUUGGAGCAGAUAUUCAUGAGAUCAUGGAGGGAGUCCCACCUCAGUGAGAUCAGACAGUACCAGCAGCCUCAAACACCAGCCACCCAAGGGAGGCACUAUGGCUUAGAGACCGCAUCCAUCCUGCCAGGGCUCCCUCAGCACUUCUCCUUACCUCCCCAGAGCCAACAACCCCUGACCCCCAGCCAACUCCCUUGGCUCGCCCAGCUGGCUGCGUCUUCCUGUGGAGAGGGUGUUGUGGUGAUGGGGGAGCAGAUCGGAACUUUGGCUCAAGGCAUCCAGCAAACUUUUGGCAGGUUAAUGGAAGGACGGCUUGAAAACACCAACUACGUGGUCAUUAUUGUCACUGCACCGGGACAGGAAACACAAUCCUGUGUGGUAGUCACAGGUAAACACCAGUGUCGUGCCUUGGCAGAGAGUAUGUACUCUCCCAGUGAGGGUCUGAAAGAAAUCAACCACCAGCUAUCCACCAAUGUUGCCCAGGAACUCAUUCACUACUGCAAUUCACUCGGACAAGAUGGUGAUUUGGAUUCCCUGCUGGAUAGUGCCACUGUGGACAGCAAUGAGCCAUCUCCCUUAACCAGUAGUCAGGAAUCAGCUGAAGAGAGGAGUCUUAAAACCACACACAGUCCAAAGGAUUCACACACACAGUGUUCAAAAGAAUCACCCAGCCCUAAAGAGAGAGCACCAAGUCCCAAAGACACAUGUUCAGAAUACUCCGUACAGUGGCGUGAGGUUCGGCCCAUCCAGCUGGCAGUGGCCAGAAAGUUGCUGUCCCAUGUUUGUGCCAUAGCAGACUCCAGCACACAGAACCUAGACCUUGGCUCCUUCGACAGGGUCAGCUUCCUCAUCCUGGUCCCGCCCUCUGAGGUCACAUUUCAGCAAACCGUUCUCCACCUUUGCAGCUCUGGUGUCCUUGAGGAGCUUGGGGGUUUAGAUCAGGAGGGUGUGUCUCAACGGGAGGCUGAGCGUUACGUGGUCAAAAUGGAUCAGAGCGCUCAGGCACGAAUUGACAGCCUCAUCCAGGAAGCUCACAGCAACUCCUACACACUCUACAUCCUGGUCCAUGACCACGCCCAUUGGGACAUUAACAGUGGCUCCUGCAGUGGCCCAGACAGUAGUUUGGGUCUGGUGGACCAGCUGUUAAACUCGCGUCAGGUCAGAGAUGCUCCAAACAUCCUAAUUCUCCACGUCACCUCCUUCCCCUUCGCUCUGCAGACACAGUAUACCCGCAUCAGCCCCUACAACGAGAUCCACUGGCCCUCUGCAUUCAGUAAUGAUGUGGACCUAUAUCACGAGAGGACGCGGUACUUUGGUGUGUCAGAGCUUUUAGAGUCAACCCGUUCAGGGAGCAGCCUGCCUCUGAUGCGUUAUGAUUCCUCCUUUGAAAGCAUGGCAUCUGCCCUGGAAGAAAGGUUCCCUAAGCUGCACAGUGCUGUGAUCCGGACUACAGUUUUGAUCCAACACUACUGCGUAGCUCUGAUGGCUGCGUCCGGCAGAAUUGGAGGCUCCCACAAUCUCCACAAACACACCUCUGUGGAGACCAUGGAGAUUGUACAAUCACUGCUUACUGCUGCCCAGCAGUGUCCCGCCCACCACGGUCACAUGGUCCUGCUUCGGAUCCCCUCUUUGGCUCUGGCUGCAUGGGCCCACCGACGGCUGUCCAGAGUUAGGAGGCAGCUGGGUCUGGAGGAGAGUUUUGAAAUCAUACUAGGGAAUCCAAACCAAGCUCUGAACAUUGGGCAAAGCUUCACUGACCAGAUCAAGACAUGGCUGAAGAUCCAGGAUGCUGCCUGGGUUCCUCGGACAUACCUGGAACUCGAGGCCCUUCCCUGCAUCCUGAUCCUGUCAGGAGCUGAGCCACUGGGAGAAUCACUGCCCAGGUCACUGAAGUACUGUGAUCUUAGAGUGAUAAACUGCUCCUACCUUCAGCGCACUACUCUCGAACAGGAGCUAGGACUGGCUGCUUAUCUAGUGAGGGCAGAGUCACGACCCCCACACAACCCUGGACCGGGAAGUGACCUGCUGGAGAGUGACGCAGAGAAACUGAGCAGUACUGACAAUGAGGAUGAGGAGGGACAGGAGAACGGGGACUCCCCUCUGUCAUCCAGCCAGCAGCUCCAGUCAUGCCCAGACAGUGGAGCUUUAGAUCCCUUCCCUACCCAAAGCACCACCUCUCCAAAUGUCCAGAAAGGGACUACAGACACCAUACAAUCUCCCUCACAAUCCCAGACUCAAGUUCAACCCCAGCCCCCGUCUCAGUCUUUUCAGUAUCCUCAACCUCAGCCGCUUCCCUCUGCCCAGUCUCGUCGCCAACACUCCAAAUCAACUUCCUCUGGCUCGUUGUCCCCACAAGCCUCCUCUCCUCACCUGAGCUGCUCCUGGGCGCGAGGAGUGAGUCGCCCGCCUUCUGUGCUCCUACCUCGUGCCUUGUACGAUAUUAUCACAGCCAAUGACAGCAGCGGACUUCCACGGUGUACUUCAUUCCUGCCGCACAUGUCUGUCGCAUGGGCAAGCAGCUUCAGGCCGUUGCUGAGUAAGAUGAUGACAUGUACAGAACAGUCACUGUACUAUCGCCAGUGGACGGUCCCCCGCUCCUAUCACAUGGACAGCAGCAAUUGCACCGAAGGACGAAGUGACAACUUUCACCCUCGUAGGCUGCUGCUCAGUGGACCCCCACAGGUGGGUAAGACAGAAGCGUACCUGCACUUCCUGGGUAUUCUGUCUCGGAUGCUGAUCAGGCUGAUGGAGGUGGAUAUCUAUGAUGAAGAAGACAUCAACUACAGUGCCCAUGUGGAGGGGGUGCAGUACCACCCACCCAGUGCUUCCUGGCCAAACCCAGACAUUAUGAAGACGAUGCCCUUUGACUACACCAUCCAUGACCCCAAAUAUGAUGACAUCAGCUCUGUUUAUAGCCCUGGAUAUAAACCCAGUGCUGAGGGAAACCCUGUGCGCCAGGAGGACGUGUACCUACGUAGGCGAACAUCUCGGAUCAAGUUGUCUAAAUAUGCGGCCUACAACACCUACCACCACUGUGAACAGUGUCAUCAGUACUUGGGCUUCAACCCCAGAUACCAGAUGUAUGAGUCAACACUGCAUGCUUUCACAUUCACCCAUCUGUUGCUUGGGGAAGAGAUCCAGCUCUAUUUCAUCAUCCCAAAGUCUAAAGAGCAUUACUUUAGCUUCAGCCAACCAGGAGGCCAGCUAGAGAGCAUGCGGCUUCCUCUCACCUCUGACUGGAGCCCAGACUGCAUCAAGAGUCCAAUCUUUACCCCAACCACCGGCCGUCAUGAGCAUGGUCUGUUUAACCUAUACCACGCUAUGGAUGGAGCCUCACAUCUACAUAUCCUGGUGGUCAAAGAGUACGAGAUGGCUGUGUAUAAGAAGUACUGGCCCAACCACAUCAUGCUGGUACUGCCCACUGUCUUCAAUGGAGCUGGAAUAGGUGCUGCUCACUUCCUGAUUAAAGAGCUUUCGUAUCACAACUUGGAGCUGGAACGCAGUCGGCGAUUGGAGGGUGGGGGCCCAGCAGGUGACGUCUGGCCCUUCAUCAUCCUGGCUGAUGACUCCUGUGUUAUGUGGAACACAGUGGACCUGGACGCACGCAAUGGUCCGGUGGAGCAUGCUGUGUCACUGAAGCAGGUCUUACAGCAUAUGGAGGCCUGUCCAGAACUGGCCCACUACGGACUGUGCGGGAUCAGGAAGUGGAGCAGCCGUGCACUCACAGGUAAUAAACAGAAGGAACCCUUCUCCAAAGGUCACCUUCAUGACUUCCUCCUCCUCAAUGUGGACCGGAGUCAGAAUGUCCAGUACGACCAGAACCGCUUCACCUGUCACGAUGUGGACCUAACCCUGAGGCUACAUAGUGCCGGACUGCUCGUCUGCCGGUUUAACAGCUUCAGCGUCAUGAAGAAGCAGAUUGCCAUAGGAGGAUACAGGACAUUUAUUAUCAAGACCAAGAUGACAGAUGUUCCCACCUCAGUGGGGCCCUCGCAGUACGUCUGUGCCCCAGACAGCAAGCAUCUUUUCUUGGCUACACCAGCUCAGCUCCUCCUAGAAAAAUACCUCCAACACACCAGCCAGAAGCUGUUUCCACUCAGCACAAAGAACUACACACAUCCUGUACUGUCUGUGGACUGUUAUCUCAACCUGGGACCUGAGGUGACGGUGUGUUUUGUGAGUUCCAGGCCUCACUCUUUCAACAUCAGCACCGCCGGGUUGCUGUUCAGUGGCCUUCUCCUCUGUUUUGCCGACUCCUUUGUGACUCCUGGGUUCCUCAAGAAGUUCUCUUUCCUCAAAGGUGCGACUCUGUGUGUCAUCAGUGCAGAUCGUAGCUCCUUGAGGCAGACGGUGGGCAGGCUGGAGCUCGAGGAGGAAUGGAGGUUCAGGCUCAGCGACGAAUUCCAGACUGCCAACGCCAAGGAGGACCGACCACUCUUCUUUCUGACUGGAAAACACAUAUAGUUGAAACACAGGUAUACAGUGGGCUACAAAGUUACAGUCAGAUUUGAAUUCACUGUAAGUGCCAAAGAGAGGAAAUGUACCAUAGUGUUUUUUAUGACAUGACAGUACGUAACAUAGACUCUGAAUGGACAGUGCAAGUUAUGCAAAAGACAGUAGACUGCAUGUUAGAUGCAUAUUACCCAUACCCGGUGGAAUGGGUAUUGAAUAUGAAACAUUGAUCAUUACAUCACUGCACACACACUCACAAAUAGGAUUUGGAGGGGAGCUCCAGUUCUAGCCUGCCAACAUCAAGACGGACACAUUCAUCUGGUAAAGGUCAUGAUCUUUGAAAAUAUUUAAUGUGUUCUGGCCAAGGAAACAAGAGGAAAAUAAUUUUGAGAAAUGUAUUUUUUGUGUGGCCUUUAUUGAGUCGUGGUUAUCCCGUGAGAUAGCGAAAUAUUGUUCAGGAAACACCAGUUUGUUUACAUUGUUUACAUUUUUCUGAUCCACUAGAACUGACUUUUUCCUAAAACAUACCAAUUUAAGAGUAUCACAGUGAUAAAAAACACCUCUUGAUAAAUACAGUAUCUUCAUGUACAGUAUAUUUGGAGGUGAAAGAUGAAAUUUAAUGGAUUAUUUUCUCACUACACUAAAACUGCUGGUGCUGCUUUUGUAUCUCUUCAUGUAUAUUUGCAGGUUUAGCUGUGUUCAAGUUUUUAUUGCAAUAUCACAGUCUUCUGCACACUUGCUUGCAGGUGCACACAAUAUGAGAAGCUUUUUAAAAAGGGUAAACACAAUAACUUGUGUGCAAUGGUAGCCGAUGUUUGGCAACAAACAUUUUUAUUGGGACAUUUUAAAAGUAGAGGUUUGUUUUUCCAUAUGAAAUAUUUUGAAUAUAUUUUGUCAGAUUUGCAGUAUGUAAAAAAAAAGUACUUAUUAACUGUGUGUACAAGUACUCUGUUUGUAUGUAGAACAUUUGUUAUGCUUUAUGCUCCAUAGACUGCAUGAGGAUUUUAUUUGUAACUGCUGAAGAAACACAAAUCCACCAAGUGUUAGCAGCAUUUUAUAAUGUACACUUUGGUAUGCCUUCAAUUGUAUAAAUGUACAGAUAUUUUA